Molecule: messenger RNA, 2370 nt
Organism: Erythranthe guttata (spotted monkey flower)
Lineage: Eukaryota; Viridiplantae; Streptophyta; Magnoliopsida; Lamiales; Phrymaceae
Source: RefSeq, a predicted model, not a curated record
AGUUGAUAGACUGUAAUUAUCCAAACAUAAAAAAAUAUUUCCUAAUUUACCUAAAACAAAAGGUUGUACUUUGGAGUAUUAUAACUUAUAAUUUCAAACAUGUAUCACAAAUAAAAUAAAAUUUAUUAAUUUUGGUACAUAAAAAAAAAAAAAAAAAACUCAAUUAUACGAAAAUAAAUAGAAAUAAUAGAUAAUACCAAAUACGACAACAAAAUGUCUUACCUGGGAUCGUACACUACGGUACCGGCGAGUACAGUGGAAAAGCAAAAUGGCUCUUUAUUUUCAAGAAUUUACCUUUAUUCACACACACACACACACACACACAGAUGUGUGUUUGUGCGUGUAUAUAUACACUACUUUUUGUAUGUAUGUAUGUAUGCAGUGCACACACACAAUCAGGGUUUAUCAAGGGUUUUGGCCUGCAGCAACUUGAAUAGAGAAAUAUUCCAAGAACUGCAGUCGUCUAUAGGAUUUCGAGCGAAAUAUAACUUUACAAACCAUAAAGAAUAUUGUCUUGAAAAUGCAUUAAAGAGAAGGGCAUUUUGUUUUGCUUUUCGAAGAUAUGGGAUAUGGAGAAAUUAAGGAUAUAGAGAUUGCUUCGAUGGACUUAUACACCACGGUAAAAUCAAGAACAUCUAAUGCGAAAAGGCGUAACACCAAAUACGGUUGCAUCGAAUCAGCUGCCCCAAGAUUCUGCAAAUCCAGACGAAAAAACCAAAUCGCACUCCACAUUGCCAAAAAGGAAAAUAUAAAUAAAAGCCGCAGAUUAAUGUGGUUGCUCGAAGCCACAAAAUUCGACCACCACCGAGAAAGCACGAGCGAAACGGGCCCUAGACCCCCCCACCACCACCACGACGAAAAGGGUGUUACAAUCGAAGAUUCUUCUAAUUGGUCGGAUUUAUCAGCCGAAGAGACCGCUCUAGAAAUGCUUAGAUCAAUGAGUAAAGAGCGAUCGGAGAAAUUAGGUUAUCGUGGUUUCAAAUUAGGGGAACUCGUUUGGGGAAGAAUCGGCACGCAUCCAUGGUGGCCUGGCAAAAUACUCGACGAAUCUUUAGCCAAUUUAUUGGUUAUUUUAAAUAAGAAAGAGGGUUGUGUCCUUGUGGCGUUUUUCGGCGACGACAGUUUUGGAUGGCUCGAUCCGAAAGAUAUAGUUCCAUUCGAGCCUCACUUUGAGAAGAAAUCGAAGCAGUCGCAAAUACCAAAGUUCUUGAUCGGCGUGGAAGAGGCUUUAAUCGAGAUCCAGAAAAGAUCGGCUCUUGGAUUGACUUGUACGUGUCAUAGAUCUUCUACCUUUAAGCCGCAUCGAGUUCGAGGGUUUCUUGAUGUUAGUUUGGACGGUUAUACGGGUGAGAGUAUCUAUUCGAUUGAUCAAAUUAAGGAUGCGAGAAAGGGUUUUGAUGGUCGUAAAAUGUUGUCUUUCUUGCAAGAAUUGGCUUUGAGGCCUAAUAGUUAUAUUGGUAACGGUGCUCGAAAGAAUUUUGGUCGGAUGAAGAAUGUGGCUAGCGUUCUUGCUUAUCGUAACGCGGUAUACGAAGGAGUAUCUUGUGAGAAUAUUCUCGCCAAAGAUUUUGGUAAAAAAGCUAUGGAUGAUGACUUACAUGAUGUUUAUAUUUCGUAUGAAGCUCCGAAAUCCGGGACUCGAAACACUAACAAGAGAAAGAGCAUUGUUUCUCGAUACUCCGAGGAGACGACAGAUACGAAAAGAAAAGGGAAAAUGGAGAUCAAAUCCACACAAGAAAACGUAGCAGCUCAAGAAACGCAGCGCUCUUCUAACAAAGGGCAAAAAUCUCCGCUCCAAAACAAUGAUAAUGAAAAGACGACGAUGAUUAUCCAGUUUCCUCCUCAAGGAAGAUUGCCUUCUACUUCGGAGCUUAAAGCCAAAUUCGCUCGUUUCGGACCGUUUUACGAGCCCGGUAUUAAAUUAUUUUGGAAGUCUUCGACUUGUCAAGUUGUGUUUAUGUGCAGAUCGAAAGCAGAGGCGGCUUAUAAUCAUGCGGUUCAAAAUAGUCCCUUGUUUGGCGAGUCGGAGGCCGUUUACUACUUAUUACCCUCGGAAGGUUCGGUUUCUGAGAAGCUUCCGGAAGCUUCUGGUUCUUCAUGCAGAUAGAUUCAAAGAUGGUACAUCAUGCAUAUAUACAUAUACAUAUAUGUAUAUAUAUAUGGGAGAUUUUAUUUGCAACUAUUUAUAGCUUAUAUUAUAGAUGAGAAGUGACAAUGGUGUUGGAAUGGUUAUGGUGCUUUAAUUAUUUAGAACUAUUUAAUUAUUAGACUUUGUUGAUUGGGAAACUUCUAAUUUGUGAGGUUAAUCAUUUGUUAUUUAUAUAUUCAAUUAUUUUGGAUUAAAUUGUUUAUUAUUUAAUUUUUUUUAAU